This is a messenger RNA of Zingiber officinale, 1166 nucleotides long. RefSeq names its product protein FMP32, mitochondrial-like. The transcript is spliced from 7 exons. Lineage: Eukaryota; Viridiplantae; Streptophyta; Magnoliopsida; Zingiberales; Zingiberaceae. Gene Ontology annotation, cellular component: mitochondrion. The record is from RefSeq and is a predicted model, not a curated record. The coding region runs from base 287 to 1006 and encodes 239 amino acids.
GCGAUCCUCUGAGGAGAGUGGCGCUCGCCGCCUCUCAUUUCUCCUAGGGCUAGGCCGCAUCCUUUUUUGUUUUUUCUUCCCCGGGAGCUCCACGAGAGCCGCCGCUGCCGCUGCCGCCGCCUCCGCCUCCUUUUUCUCCUGGUGUUUCACAAGGGCCGCGGCCGUUGCCUCCUUUUUUUCUCCUGAAACUUCGCCACCUCCCUUUUCUCCUAAAGUUUCACAGCAAAGGGAUUAGAAGCAUUGCCUCUUUUUUAGCUUCUCUUCUAUAUCGUUUUUGCAUAUAUCAAUGCCACGUGUAUCCCUCGCAUCCCUCAUUUUUAGGAGAGGCGGUGUUAAUCUAGGGUUUCAUUGUUUGUCGUUGAUGCGGCCCGUUGAUUUUCAUUUAUCCGAUUCUUCUCCACUCUUACGACACUUCUCUUCGCAGCUUGUGAAGACUAAUGGAAAUAGAGUAAAUAGAGUUUACCUUGUGGACACGUUAGCUUUGGUUAGGAAAUUAGAAACACAAGGAUUGCCUACUAAGCAAGCAGAGGCUAUCACAUCAACUAUCACAGAGACUUUGAAUGAUAGUUUAGAGAACGUGAUACAGUCAUUUGUAUCAAAAUCUGAGAUGGAUAAGAUUGAGAUGAUUCAAGAUUCUAAUUUAUCAAAAUUCAAGUCUGAAAUAAAGAGCACUCAGGAGCAUCAUUUUUCAUCUUUGCAACGAGAGACUGGAAAACUUCAAGGGGAUAUUGAGAAAUUGCGAAGUGAACUUAGAUAUGAAGUGGAUAAAGUUACUGCCGGACAUCGUUUGGAUUUAAAUCUUGAAAGAGGGCGCAUACGUGAUGAACUAGCUACGCAGGCUACUGAAAACAAUGAACUCACUAAUAAACUUGACCGGGAAAUUCACUCAUUGAGAACACAAUUAGAGACUGCAAAGUACGAUGUUAUAAAAUACUGCGUUGGUACUAUUGUUUCAAUAUCAACAGUUGGUCUUGCUUUUGUGCGUAUUUGGAUGAAAAAUCUGUGAACAUUUGGUGAUCUUUUGAUACAAAUUAUUUUUUCUUUAGCAUAGAAAGUAUUCCUUUUGGAUAUAAAAUUGUGAGUCAUAUUUCAUGGAUUGAGACUUAAUCAAUCAGGUUGAUGUUUAUUGGUGAUUAACAAAGGCAAUUAGAAAUUAAUUUCCAACA